AUGGCUGUCAUGCUAUCUGAAGCUGUUGUUAUGUACGAAAUUAAAGUGUCAAAAUAAAUCGUGAAUUCAUUUCUAAUUUCUAUUUAUCGAUUAGAUUAGGACAAUGAUCAAACUGUUUUCUUUAAAGCAACAAAAAAAAGAUGAAGAAGGGUCUGCAAGGGCAGGCGGUUCACAAAAGAAAGCAUCGGCGGCACAACUGCGGAUUACAAAAGACUUGAAUGAAUUAAACCUGCCCAAAACAUGUAACACAGAAUUCCCAGACCCAGAUGACCUACUUAAUUUCAAAUUAAUCAUAUGCCCUGAUGAAGGUUUUUAUAGGGGAGGCAGAUUUAUAUUUAGUUUUAAGGUAGGACCAAACUAUCCUCAUGAACCACCUAAAGUUAAAUGUGAAACAGCUGUAUAUCAUCCCAACAUAGACUUGGAAGGCAAUGUGUGUCUCAACAUACUCAGGGAAGACUGGAAACCUGUGCUAACAGUAAAUUCUAUAGUGUAUGGACUACAAUAUUUGUUCUUGGAACCAAAUCCAGAAGAUCCACUAAACAAAGAAGCGGCAGAUGAACUUCAAAGCAACCGACGAUUAUUUGAGCAGCACGUUCAGCGCGCGAUGCGCGGCGGAUACGUCGGCUCCUCGUACUUCGAACGGUGUCUCAAGUGAUCCGCCUUAUAACACUGUAAAUUAAUGCUACCAACCCUAUAUAAAUAAAACAAUCUCAAUAUAUUCUUUAA
Messenger RNA from Achroia grisella, 726 nucleotides. It is a transcript of the gene UbcE2M, whose product is annotated as NEDD8-conjugating enzyme Ubc12. The record is from RefSeq and is a predicted model, not a curated record. NCBI's taxonomy places the organism in Eukaryota, Metazoa, Arthropoda, Insecta, Lepidoptera, Pyralidae. The coding region runs from base 104 to 655 and encodes 183 amino acids. The transcript is spliced from 4 exons.